ACAGUUCUUGGUUCCUAUGGCACUCAUAAACCAGGCCAUCUGCUAACCACGCCACCUCUUCAUUCUUAGCCACUUCACCAUAACACUGAGGAUAAUGUCUUCAUCAUUGAAGUUGGAGGGUCUCAGUAAAGCCUCCAGCCCUAGCGAUGAUGCGCCCGCCGCCACCGUUUAUCCGCUCGGCGAUGAGGAGCAAAAAAGUUUGACGAAGGCAGCACUAUCGCACAUCAAUUCGAUGGUCCACCAUAUUAACGACCACCCGGACCAACCUUUCCGUCCGCCCCCAGAGUGUCCAGCAAGUGACGUCUUCAAAGCCGUACGCGUUGGCAGCCGGAACUCCAAAAUGGCCUUGAUCCAGACCUCCUCUGUUGCAGCAGCCCUAUACAAAGCCCACCAUGGCUUCUUUACUUUCCCAGUUUCAACCCACAGCGUGCAGGGAGAUAGAGACAAAACCUCGGCAUUUCGGGACCUUGCUAAGGCACAUGGUAAUAAACAAACGGCUGCAGACACUGCAAAGAGUCUUUGGACUCUAGAAAUUGAGGCGCGGCUCCUGGCGGGUGACAUCGAUCUUAUUGUCCAUAGCCUAAAAGAUGUGCCGACCACUCUCCCCGAUGGCUGUGAGAUUGGGGCAUUUCCUCAUCGCAACGACCCCACUGACGCUCUAUUGGUUAAGGCUGGUCUUCCAUAUAAAUCUCUGGAAGAACUCCCAGCUGGGUCGGUAGUUGGGACAUGCUCUGUUCGUCGCACCGCUCAAUUAAGGCACUACUGCCCCCACUUGAUCAUCCAAGAAUGUCGAGGUAAUGUAGAUACUCGAGUGGCUAAAUUGGAUGCAAAUGACAGCCCUUACACGGCAAUUGUUGUUGCAGCUGCCGGCAUUGUUAGGCUAAACCUGGAACACCGCAUUACCCAACGCCUCUCGGGGCCAGCCUAUACAUAUGCUGUCGGACAAGGAGCUCUAGGAAUAGAGAUCCGCAAGGAGGACCAAAAAGCCCGAGAACUGGUCGCGUGUAUUGAUCACUGGCCGACACGUGUUCGCUGUCUGGCUGAACGUGCUCUUCUACGGUUCCUUCAAGGUGGCUGUUCCGCUCCCAUUGGCGUUCAUAGUGCCUUUGUACGCACCCCAGCUAAAGGUGAACCAAACGUCAAUGACAAUCACUAUGAAGGUACCCUGUAUCUUACAGGAACUUUAUUACAUCCAGAUGGCGGUAUGGAGAUUCGGGCUCAUGAGAAAGGGCAGGUCAAAUGUACUGCCGAUUCUGAGACCAUCGGGAAAUCUGUUGGAAAAAAGAUUCUUGAUCUCGGUGGUGCUCAGAUCCUGGAUAUCUUUAAAGCUAUGUAAACGAUGACUCGUGUGUUGGGCCGGGAAAUGGAUUACACAACCAAUAUGGAUUAAUGCAGACUAUAGGAUGAGUAGAAGUAGAUAUUUUUAUUACCCAAACAUAAAUAGUUUUUUCUUAUUGAAUGGAAGAGCCUUAGC
Messenger RNA from Talaromyces stipitatus ATCC 10500, 1474 nucleotides. Its product is annotated as porphobilinogen deaminase, putative. The coding region runs from base 95 to 1336 and encodes 413 amino acids. The transcript is spliced from 2 exons. Gene Ontology annotation, biological process: heme biosynthetic process. Gene Ontology annotation, molecular function: hydroxymethylbilane synthase activity. The record is from RefSeq and is a predicted model, not a curated record. Lineage: Eukaryota; Fungi; Ascomycota; Eurotiomycetes; Eurotiales; Trichocomaceae. Gene Ontology annotation, cellular component: cytoplasm.